Messenger RNA from Aspergillus piperis CBS 112811, 3036 nucleotides. Its product is annotated as vWFA and PH domain-containing RING finger protein. Bases 1 to 3036 code for a protein of 1011 amino acids. Lineage: Eukaryota; Fungi; Ascomycota; Eurotiomycetes; Eurotiales; Aspergillaceae. The record is from RefSeq and is a predicted model, not a curated record. The transcript is spliced from 4 exons.
AUGGCGGGCUUAAUGGAUGUUGACCGCUCUCGGACGCGGAGAGAUAGGACGUUCGUCGGCACUGAGUGCGCCAUUUGUGACGAGCCGUUGGAGCAUACUCUGCGUGGCGAACGUGUUCUCCAAUUCUCGUGCACUCAUGUCUCACAUGAAGCCUGCUUCUACGAAUAUAUCCGCGAAUUUGAAGGACAGUACUGCCCAACAUGCGAUGCGCCGUUAGGGCUUGAUACUAGCCGUGGGGGGAAUAUGUUGGAUCUGGAGAAACUUAGUAAUAUUGUCCGCUCUGUCACCAGCGAUGCCGCGACACAUCGAAGUGGCAUGUCCAAUCUCCCUCCCUGGGAACCCGUGCCAGUCCAGGCACGACGGCCCAGCGAUGCAGGAAGUCAUGCGGGAAGCCGGCAACCUAACCGUGACAGUCGGGAUACCUACGUCCGACGCGACAGCCGCGACAAUAGCAGUCACCGCGAGCGAGUCGAACGGUUGACCAUGGGAUCCCGCCAACACCACUCGCGGAAUGGAAGUGUUGCUGGUUCAUCCGAUUAUAACGAGUCGCAUCAGCAUGCGGCCAACGGAAGACGCCAUGAUUAUGACGUGCAAGCAAUGGAGUCUGAUCUCAGCCCGCGUCCCGUUGUCACGAAGAACCCGAUCCCGGCGCCAACAGUGACUAUCCGCAGCGAGUUCCCAACGCUUAACCGCUCACGCCAGCAGCAGUCUUUAACAUGCCUGAUAACACUGGAAGUGCCUGAGGGCAGCUGGCAGCCUGACGAAAGCGACUUUACUUCAAACGGUAAAGACCAACCUCAGGACGAACCGUAUGGCGUAGGGCGUUACCCACCCAGCCAGGAGCCCAAGCCGAUUCCCUAUGAGAGUCAGGAGAACCUGGAUGAUUUGGCAGAGGACUUGCGGAAUAAGGUGGACAACUGGCACGGCCUGGAAUUCAAUCGAUUUGGAAAGCUCCGCUUGCACGGCCACAUGAGUGUGGGGAAAGAUCGUACAUCCUGGCAGGAAUUGGAAUGUUAUCUCUUCGGAGAAAUGCUCAUCUGUGUCAAGGAGAAGAAGAAUACCCAGCGCCGUCCAUAUGACGAUGAUCAGUCUAAGCCGAAGCCAACCCGGUGCACAUUGAAGGGCUCCAUACUCAUCAAGAAGCAUCUCAACAGUAUGGAAGCUGCCGCAGACGAGCCUAUCCUCGCGUUGAACCUGUCCGUCAGUGAGCUUCCCUGCUUUUACCUUCGAUUCCAGAACCGCAGUCAGUUAGAGCUCUGGCGCCGUUCCCUCCUCGACCUCCAUCCCAUUGAGAGCACAUCUCCGAACAAUGAUUACGACUAUGAUAAUUCUGGCGCAGAGGAGGAGGAAUACCGCAACAAUCCAAUCAAACGCCAGGCCUCGAUAAAUUCGUCUUAUGGAGCAGCCCGAUCAAUCAACACGGCUAUUACCGACUACACGAAUAUGGGCACAGAGAGCCCAGCACCAUCCAUCCAUAUUCCACUCGACCUUGUAGUCGUGAUUCCAGUUUCUUCUUCCAUGCAGGGACUGAAGAUCACCCUGCUCCGCGAUGCACUCCGAUUUCUUGUACAGAACCUUGGUCCUCGCGAUCGUAUGGGACUGGUGACAUUUGGUUCUAGCAGUGGUGGCGUCCCCAUAGUGGGGAUGACUACGAAGUCCUGGGGCGGAUGGCCCAAAAUCCUGGAGUCCAUUAGGCCCGUUGGACAAAAAAGUCUCCGUGCAGAUGUCGUCGAGGGUGCUAACGUAGCCAUGGACAUGCUCAUGCAGCGGAAAUCAUCGAACCCUAUCUCUACCAUCCUUUUGAUCAGCGACACUUCAACCUCAGAUCCCGAUAGUGUCGAUUUUGUUGUGUCCAGGGCGGAAGCUGCCAAGGUUAACAUCCACUCAUUCGGCCUUGGAUUGACCCACAAGCCGGACACCAUCAUCGAGCUCUCGACUCGGACCAAAGGCUCAUACGUCUAUGUAAAGGACUGGAUGAUGCUUCGGGAGUGCGUCGCUGGUUGCUUGGGUGCGCUGCAAACUACCUCUCACCAGAACGUAAAGCUCAAGCUUCGUCUGCCUGAGGGUUCCCCUGCCAAGUUCGUGAAAAUUAGUGGAGCUCUGCACACGACAAAACGGGCUACUGGUCGUGAUGCGGAGGCUGCCCUCGGGGACCUUCGUUUUGGCGACAAGCGUGACGUUCUGGUCCAACUUGUCAUCCCCCCCGACAACUCCACGUCAGAGGUUACCCCUCAGGAUGCCUGGGAGAGCCUGGUGUCUGGACUGGAGGCACUAGGUGGUAUGUCUGAUGGCGAUGACCAACGCGUGGCGAGUGUGGAGGAGGUCCCUCUGAUCCAAGCAGACCUCACCUAUGGUGAUUUUCUGCGGGAUGGUCAUCUUACCCAUUCCCCACGGCCGUCGCUUUUAGCGAUCACUAUGCUUCCACCUAACCCGAAAGCCAAACCUGGUCGUCCGUCUAGCCCACCAAUCCCUCCCCAUCCGUCCAUCGUACAACGACGCAUGGAGCUUCUGACGUCCGACAUGCUGACGCGGGCCUUGACCUUGGUUUCCCGUGGGCAACAUGAUCGUGCGCAACACUUGUUGACCGAGACUCGCAGUAUCUUGAAGGGCCUGGGCAAGGGUGGUCUUCCUCCUCUGCCCCCGGGUGCCAGACCAGCGGGAACCAGCGACUCCGGUAGCCGAGCAGACACUCCUACCUCUUCUUCACCCAAGUCGUCUAUGUUUGACGGUCACUCGUCGGCGGCUUCGGAUACGGCGACCAUCACUUCCGUCUCUGCAGUGGAUGGGCAGACUAUGACGGCGUUGGACUCCGAUCUGCAAUCCGCGCUGGAAUGGAUCAACCAUCCGGCGGUGUUCUCCAGAGACUCUCGCAAGGCUGUGUUGCAAGGAAUCGGCGUGAUUUCGUCGCAACGAGCCUAUACUUUCCGGUCCCCUUCUGAAGCGCACUGGGCCCAGCGUGUGGCAGGUGUGCGACGGCUUACAGAACGGUCCAAGGAAUGGCGCGAGACUGGAGACGACGCGUUGACCGAAGAAUAG